AGAAGAAGCAGGUGGCGCGUAGAGAAACCGAAUGAUGAGUCAGAUCUUGCUGCAGCCGCCUGCAAACCCAGCCAUUCAGAGGCGCGCAGAAAACACAACACCUCCUCCGCGUCCCAGCCUGGGGCCUCUCGUCCGCGGUGGGCCCCGGGAGGCAAAUCAGCGCCUGGGGACACGGGACACGCGUGUCUGGAGCGUCCCGGGCAGCGCUGGGCCGGGGGUGCUGGACGCCGUUCUCGUCUCCCUCGGGAGCCCCGGGCUGGGGGCGGCCCCAGCAUUGCUGCAAGGCAACGGGCGAACUCAGUCUUAGCUCUCGGGCAGCUUGAGACUCGCAUCCUCGCGUACAGGGAGGGGACCGCAACCUCCCAGCUGCCCCGCGCCUGCGCCGCGACCGAACAGCGCCGGGACCUUGGCUGACUCGGGAAAGGAAACCUCUGGAGCCGGAACCCGCCCCUGUGCUUUCAAAGCGACCAACCGGGAGCGUGGGCGGGGCCCGGGCGGAGUCACAGGGCAGGCAGACAGAGAAGGGUCGCACCCCCUCCUAGCCCGAGCCAGUUCUCAAUCAGGUCGGACUCCAGGCAAUAUAUACCGCGCUCUCUGCUAGUUUUUUCACAUCGAGCGGGGUAGGCAGUUUGCGAGUAUGUCAGGUCGUGGCAAAGGAGGUAAGGGCUUGGGGAAAGGUGGCGCUAAGCGCCACAGGAAGGUGCUGCGGGACAACAUCCAGGGCAUUACCAAGCCGGCCAUCCGCCGCCUGGCUCGGCGCGGCGGCGUGAAGCGCAUCUCUGGCCUCAUCUACGAGGAGACCCGCGGGGUGCUUAAGGUCUUCUUGGAAAACGUGAUCCGCGACGCCGUCACCUACACGGAGCACGCCAAGCGCAAGACCGUCACCGCAAUGGAUGUGGUCUACGCGCUCAAGCGCCAGGGCCGCACCCUCUAUGGCUUCGGUGGCUAAAGGAUUGUGUGAAACAAGCGGACAACCCAAAGGCUCUUUUAAGAGCCAACCACUUCUACCUAAAAAGAGCUGUAACAGCCUUUUUAAAAUCAUACAACAGCUGUCA
Alligator mississippiensis (American alligator) is the source of this 1055-nucleotide messenger RNA. RefSeq names its product histone H4. The transcript has a single exon. Lineage: Eukaryota; Metazoa; Chordata; Crocodylia; Alligatoridae. The record is from RefSeq and is a predicted model, not a curated record. Gene Ontology annotation, cellular component: nucleosome. Gene Ontology annotation, biological process: nucleosome assembly. Gene Ontology annotation, molecular function: protein heterodimerization activity; structural constituent of chromatin; DNA binding. Bases 638 to 949 code for a protein of 103 amino acids.